Messenger RNA from Vespula vulgaris, 988 nucleotides. RefSeq lists its product as uncharacterized. The record is from RefSeq and is a predicted model, not a curated record. Bases 1 to 975 code for a protein of 324 amino acids. Lineage: Eukaryota; Metazoa; Arthropoda; Insecta; Hymenoptera; Vespidae. The transcript has 7 exons.
AUGGGAGGGAUUAUUCAUCAUUCUAGUAAUGUAUUAAGCAAAACCAAGACGGAGAAGAAAAUCAAGAGAACGUCGCAAGAACUCGUCAAUACUUUCCCGAAAAAUAUUAUUACGAAUAUUCAGACAACCACGGUAGCAGUAGAAAAUUAUAGAAGAGAGAAUAAUGAUUUUACAGCGUUUCAUAUAUUUAAAAAAAUAUUUCUACGUAAGGAUUUCAUUUUAGAAGUAUUUGAAACAGAAUUUACCAAAACAAAGAUUCGAAAUUUAUUCGAGACCUUGGAUCAAUUAGAAGCGAGUUUAACAUUUUCUCGUAUUUUGGAAUCCGAACAAUGGCUACGAUAUUCCGCUUUAAAAGCACAAAAAGUUGCUAUAGUCGAUGAUCUCAGGAAAGCUAAUAAACUGAAUAAAAAUAUGUUGAAUUUAUUCAGACAAAGUGUAACGGACGCACGUAUUGGAAAUACGGAUACCUUACCGGAACCUUUGAAAAGAGAAGUGCAACGGAUUUGGCACAGAAAGUACGACGAUCUGUUAAAGCAAAACGAACGACUAAAGAAAGAAAUCGUUACAAUGAACGCUCACGUCGAAGAGAAGAAUAAACAGAUAGAGGUACUCGAACGAAAGUUAUUGAAUAUGGCUGAAAAUUUAAUAGAACGCGAAGAAGCGAUAAAGAGAGUCUGUACCAAAUAUUUGAAUCUUAAAAAACGUAAGGACGAGGAAGAAGUUUUAUUGAGAGGUUCGAUCGAGACAUUGCAGGAUGCGCUGCAAAAGGCACGUAACGCGAAUGUUUCGAGCAAGCCCGAGAUACGCCUUUCUUUAGGCAAAGAUGCUCAAUUGGCCAUGGAGAUACGACGAAGCGAUCGCUUGGUAUACGAGAACGCACUUUUAAGAGCGCAUUUGCAAGAGGCAAGACGUGCAUGCAAAAGCAGUAGAAGUAGCAGCGUCGUAUCUUUACAAAAGGAUUCCUUCAAAAUAUAAUUUCUCUGCUUUU